Pelobates fuscus (common spadefoot toad) is the source of this 2027-nucleotide messenger RNA. It is a transcript of the gene KLF17, whose product is annotated as KLF transcription factor 17. NCBI's taxonomy places the organism in Eukaryota, Metazoa, Chordata, Amphibia, Anura, Pelobatidae. The record is from RefSeq and is a predicted model, not a curated record. The coding region runs from base 113 to 1345 and encodes 410 amino acids. The transcript has 3 exons. Gene Ontology annotation, molecular function: DNA-binding transcription factor activity, RNA polymerase II-specific; RNA polymerase II cis-regulatory region sequence-specific DNA binding. Gene Ontology annotation, biological process: regulation of transcription by RNA polymerase II.
AGUGAGUGUGGCUAGUUGUAAGAAAGUUAGUGGAGUACUCAGUACCUCAGCCUGGCUCUCUCCCCCUGACACCCCCUGGUUGCCCCUGGUAAGCAGAUUCCUUUGCCCCAGGAUGAGUGUGGCUUUUGCAAGUCUGCAGUCAGUGGAAGACAAGCAACUGCCCAUAGUCUCAGAAAUGGCUCUGGAGGAUCUAAGACCACUUAGUGAAUUGGGUUACACCAUGAUUGAGACUUCUUGCAUCAAGAAAGAAGAAGAUGACCUGGGUAAAUUUGUGGACUUAGACUUUAUCUUGGCUCAUACAACUAGUUCUCAGAAUGGGGGGACUCCAACCCAAGGCUCCACUUACCCCCUGCCUGAGACUCCUGAGAGCUGCAGCACCACUUAUGACAGUGAUGGGUCCUACACUAACCAUAAAUAUGGAGGGGGGACCUUUACCAGCAGCCCCCACCACAGCUAUGUGGCUGAGCUGAUGACUCCUGAUGUGCCCUGUAUGGAUUUGCCACCUGAAUAUGGACUUAAAACUGCCAUGCACAACAGGAAAUACACAGAACUGAGGGUAACUAACAUGGAUGCCCAUGUGCACCUCUCUCCAGAACAGCUCCAACAUUUAGGGCACAAAAUUAAAAAGGAGCGCCCUGAGCAAUCUUGUAUGAUGAGCUCCCCUUCCCCUACCUCUCCCAGCUGCAUGGGACCCAUGAUGGACCAAAAGACGGGCAUCAUGCAUGUUCAGAUGCAAGGUCAGAGCUUUGCCCAGCACAGAGUGAGCCCCCCUCUGGUGCCCAUCGAGGAAAUGACCCUGAGUGACUGUCACAUGAUGACCGACCUGCACUGCCUGUCUAUCAUGCCCAUGAACCAGCACUACCAGAUCACAGCCCAGUACCAACCUCACUUUGCCAACCAGUCCCCCGCCCAGUUCCAUGGACAGUUUGGGGUGUACAGGGACCCCAUGAAAGUGCACCCAGCCAUGCAUGGCAUGAUAGUCACCCCCCCAUCCUCGCCCCUGAUAGAGUUCUACCCAACCAUGAACCCCCCCGAUGACUGCAAACCAAAGAGGGGUCGUAGGUCCUGGGCAAGGAAGAGGACUGCCACCCACAACUGCGAGUACCCUGGAUGUGGCAAAACCUACACCAAGAGCUCCCACCUCAAGGCGCACAUGAGAACCCACACAGGUGAGAAGCCUUAUCACUGUAACUGGGAAGGAUGUGGAUGGAAAUUUGCCAGAUCUGAUGAACUUACUCGCCAUUUUCGCAAACACACUGGCCACAGGCCUUUCCAGUGCCACCUGUGUGAGCGAGCGUUUUCCAGGUCCGACCACCUGGCCCUCCACAUGAAGAGACACAUGUAGACACGAAGCCAGUGCCGGAGAGCUAUGAAGGAGAUUUGUACAUACACACAGUAAUAUAUAUAUAAAGGACUAUUUAAAGAAAUUUAAUAUUUUCUUACAGGGGUCUCUGUACAUAGCAUUGGGUCUGUAAAUUUGCUAUUUAAAGAAAAGUCAAAACCUGAUAGAAACCAAACCAAAAAAAAAACAACAAACAAAAUAUAAUAUUUAAAAAGCAGCAUUAUAAUAUGUUCAGGGAUAUUUUAUUUCUCUGUAUUUGUACAGUAUUUGUAAAAAGAGGUUUUGUUUUGUAUGCUUGUUGCGUUUUUGUAAGGUGCAUUUUAAUGUGCUGGCUAAUCUGGAAGGUUACAGCUGUUUGAUAAACUCUUGUGCUCUUAAAUUACAAGUGCAAUUUACUAAGCCAUGCGAUGAUUGUCAUAUUGCUCAUGUAUACAGCUGACUGAGAAAUGGCGACACCUAGUGGAUUUUUUUGUGCGCUGCGACUGUAUAUAUAUUUUCAAAGAGCUCGUUUUGCAAAGUGCACUGUUUUUACCAUUUUACAAAACUUUGUAAUUUUCUGUUUAUAUGAAUUAUCUGACCAGAUUUUUCUUUUCCCUUUGAAAGGGAUAUAAUAGGUACUGUUGCAAAUGCUUUGUUUAAAAAACAUUGUAAAAACCUGUAUAAUAAAGUUAUUUGUGAAAAUUUA